AUGCGGCGGCUGCAGUGGCGCGGCGGCGCCUCCGGGUGCCGCUGUUGGCCGCCGCCGAGCGGCGCUGGAGCCGCCGCCGCCGCCGCCGCAGCGUCCUGCCCCCGCAGGCUGCUCGCUCGCCCGGCGCCGGCCGCAGCGGCAGCGGCACCGCCACCGGCAGCAGCAGCAGCGGCGGCGGCGGCGGGGAGAGGCGGCCCGAGCGGGCUGGCUGCGCUGCGGCGGCCCCUGCGCUGCGUGGCGAGAGCGGCUGGAAGGGAAGCGGGGCAGCGGCAGGAGCGCGGCGAGCGCCGGCGGCAGAGAAUGGCGGUGAGGCGGCGGCAGAGGCGCGGGCCGGGCGGCGGGCGAGCGCUGCUGGCCGCGGUGCUGCUGUGCGUGUGCUGCCGGGCGGCGGCCGAGCGGCUCCGCUACGCCAUCCCCGAGGAGCUGGGCAGAGGCUCGCUCGUGGGGCCGCUGGCGCGGGACCUGGGGCUCAGCGCGGACGAACUGCCGGCGCGCAAGCUGCGGCUGAGCGAGGAGAAGCAAUUCUUCACGGUGAGUGAGGAGAACGGGAACCUGUACGUGAACGCGAGGUUGGACCGGGAGGAGAUGUGCGGCGCGUCGCCGACCUGCUCCGUCAGCUUCGAGGCGCUGGUGCACAACCCGCUGAACAUUUUCCACGUUGAAGUGGUGAUCGAGGACGUGAAUGACAACUCACCGCGCUUUCUACGAAACAAAUUUCAGCUGGAGAUCAACGAGUUUACUUCACCCGGCGCUCGAUUUUACUUGGGCAUAGCCGAGGAUCCUGACGUGGGCAGUAAUUCACUGCAAGGGUACGAGCUGGAGGCCAACGGGUACUUCACGGUGGAGGUGAAAGAGAGCCAAGACGGCAGCAAACCCGCGGAGCUGGUGCUGCGCCACUCACUGGACCGGGAGAGCGAGCCAAGCCUGCGGCUGCUUCUGACAGCGCUGGAUGGCGGAGACCCGCCCCGGACAGGCACCGCCCAGCUCUGGAUCAACGUCACCGAUGCCAAUGACAACCCACCCGUGUUCGCGCAGGACCGGUACCGCGUCAGCCUGCGUGAGGACACGCCUCCGGGAUCGAUAGUGCUGAACGUGUCAGCCUCAGACGCUGAUGCAGGCACCAACGCCCACAUCACCUACGGCUUCGGAGAGAUGCCGGCCAAGGUGCUUCAGAAAUUCGUGGUGGAUGGCCACAGGGGGAUGAUCACGCUUCAAGAGGCGCUGGACUUCGAGGACACGAGCGCGUUUAGCCUGGCUGUGGAGGCGACAGAUGGCGGCGGUUUGGUGGCACACUGCAAGGUGGAGGUGGAGGUGCUGGACGUGAAUGACAAUCCUCCUGAGAUCAGGAUUCUGUCGCUCUCGAGCCCGGUGCCCGAGGACGCCCCGGUGGGCACCGUGGUGGCUCUCUUUAAUGUAAAUGACCUGGACUCGGGCGAGAACGGUCAGGUGUCGUGCGAGCUGUCGGGAGAGGCGCCGCUGUCGAUCGUGGCGUCCUCGGGAGGCUCGUACAAGGUGGUGACGGCGGGCGCGCUGGACCGAGAGCAGGCGUCCGAGCACCGCGUGACGGUGGUGGCCCGGGACCGGGGCAGGCCGGCGCUGUGGAGCAGCAGGGAGCUGGUGCUGGAGGUGUCGGACGUGAACGACAACGCGCCGGUGUUCGAGGAGGCGGCGUACAGCGCGUACGUGGCGGAGAACAACGCGGCGGGCGCGCUGGUGCUGCGCGUGCAGGCGCGGGACGCGGACGCGGGCGCCAACGGGCGCGUGAGCUACUGGCUGGCGGGCGGCAGCGCGGGCGCGGCGGGCGCGGCGCCGCUCGUGUCGGUGGAGGCGCGGAGCGGCGCGCUGUACGCGCAGCGCUCCUUGGACUACGAGCAGUGCCGCGAGUUCACGCUGGCGGUGCGGGCGCAGGACGGCGGCUCGCCGGCGCGCAGCUCCACGGCCACGGUGCGCGUCUUCGUGCUGGACCGCAACGACAACGCGCCCCGGGUGCUGUGGCCGGCGGCGGCGGCGGCGGGCGAGGCUGCGGCAGGGGCGGCGCCUCCUUUCGAGGUGGUGCCGCGUUCGGCCGAGGCCGGCUACCUGGUGGCCAAGGUGGUGGCGGUGGACGCGGACGCGGGGCGCAACGCGUGGCUGUCGUACGAGCUGGUGCAGGCGUCGGAGCCGGCGCUGUUCCGCGUGGGGCUGCACAGCGGCGAGGUGCGCACGGCGCGGGCCGUGUCCGAGCGGGACGCGGCCAAGCAGCGAGUGGUGGCCGUGGUGAAGGACCACGGGCAGCCGGCGCUGUCGGCCACGGCCACGCUGCACGUGGUGCUGGCCGAGAGCUUGCAGGAGGCGCUGCCGGAGCUGAGCGAGCGGGCGGCGGGCGCCGAGGAGGCGGCGGCGGCGGCCGAGCUGCAGUUCUACCUGGUGCUGGCGCUGGCGCUGCUCUCGGCGCUCUUGGUGCUGAGCGUGGCGCUGGCCGCGCUGGCGCGGCUGCGCCGGGCCGGGCCGCCCGCCGUGCUGCGCUGCCUGGGCGCGCAGCGCUUCUCGGUGGCCGGCGCCGCCUUCCCGGCCGACUUCUGCGAGGGCACCUUGCCCUACUCCUACAACCUGUGCGUGGCGGCGCCGGCCCGCGCCGUGCCCGAGGCCGCUUGGCCGCCGCCGCCGCCGGUGCCCGUUCUGUCGGCGGAGGAGCUUCUGGGCGGGGAGCCCUUGGUGAAGCAGAUCUCGAUUAGUAACGCCGCCGAGGGAGAGGUGCCUGACAAUCCGGACGCACCGCAGGCUUUCUCUGUUUUCCCCGAUUGCUACACUUGUCGUGAUCUGGACAGUAGCUGUCGUGCCGGGAGGAGGCUGCGGGCGCCGCUGUUGACCGAGAGGAGCGAGCGGGAGCUCGGAGCGCUGCAGCCCCGCCCGCUGCGGAUCCGCUCUCUCGCUCUCCGGUGUGUGAGUCGGCGGCGGAACAGUCUGCGGUCGUUCCCGCGGUGCGGAGAGGUGCUGAAGGGAGUCGGAAGAGCCUGGCAGGAGCGCUCGGGAGCAGAGCGCCGGAGCUACACCGCGAAGCCAGAUCGGUGA
Taeniopygia guttata (zebra finch) is the source of this 3051-nucleotide messenger RNA. NCBI's taxonomy places the organism in Eukaryota, Metazoa, Chordata, Aves, Passeriformes, Estrildidae. The record is from RefSeq and is a predicted model, not a curated record.